UUUCUUUUCAAUAAUGAACUCAUUCCCAGAUUGGCUAAUGGGUGUUUUUAAAGCUAUGCUAAAUUAAAGAAAUACAAUUUUCUCACUAGUAUUUGGUAGCAUAUGGGUUCACUCUGUGUCAUAUCCAGAAGAGUUCUAUACAUGAACUGGAUUUAGUUGAUCUGAGAGUCACUGGAGCUUUCUUUAAUCAGAAUGGAAAUCAGGAUAAGCUGAGGUCUUAAAGCUUUGUGGUACUUAAGGGAGAAAAUUAACACUGUGUCUUGUAGCCGUUAGUUGGUAGAGGGAAAUUCAGGCUCCUGUCGCAAAACCUUCAGGCUAAAUUAUUUUCUCCUCCUAACUUGUGUAGGUUCACAGUGUUCCCUUCUGAUAGAGCUUUUUGCCUGUGUUGUAAAGUUCUUUGGCUGAGAUGGGUGACAAAGAUACUAAUAAAGAACCAAGACAGAAAUUAAACUUUUCCUAUUGUGAGGAGGAGACUGAGAGUGAAGGGCAGAAGAAGGCACAAGAAAGCAGGGAGACUUCCAGCCAAACCCUAAAGGACGGUGAAGUGCAGGAUUCAGAGGCAAGGCACACACCACCUCGGACUCCCCUUAGUAAUGUGCAUGAGCUCGACACAUCGUGGGAAAAAGACAAAGAAAGUCCAGAUCAGAUUCUUAGGACUCCAGUGUCACACCCUCUCACAUGUCCUGAGACACCAGCCCAACCAGACAGCAGGAGCAAGCUGCUACCCAGUGACAGCCCCUCUACUCCCAAAAGCAUGCUGAGUCGGUUGGCGAUUUCUCCAACAGGGAAGCUUCUCUCCAGAGGCCCUAAGCAUUUGAAGCUCACACCUGCUCCCCUCAGGGAUGAGAUGGCCUCAUUUGCUGUGGUCAAUAUUAAUCCCUUCACUCCAGAGUCCUACAGAAAAUUAUUCCUUCAAUCUGGUGGGAAGAGGAAAAUUCCAGAUCUUGAGGAAGCUGGUCCAGAGGAAGGCAAGGGAGGGCUGCCUGCCAAGAGAUGUGUUUUACGAGAAACCAACAUGGCUUCCCGCUAUGAAAAAGAAUUCUUGGAGGUAGAAAAAAUUGGGGUUGGUGAAUUUGGUUCGGUCUACAAGUGCAUUAAGAGGCUGGAUGGAUGUGUUUAUGCAAUAAAGCGCUCUAUGAAAACUUUGGCAGAAUUAUCAAGCGAGAAUUUGGCUUUGCAUGAAGUUUAUGCUCAUGCAGUGCUUGGGCAUCAUCCCCAUGUGGUGCGUUACUAUUCCUCAUGGGUAGAAGAUGACCACAUGAUCAUUCAGAGUGAAUACUGCAAUGGUGGGAGUUUGCAAGUUGCUAUAUCUGAAAACACUAAGUUUCACAAUCAUUUCCAAGAGCCAAAACUCAAGGACAUCCUUCUACAGAUUUCCCUUGGACUUAAGUACAUCCACAACUCUGGCAUGGUACACCUGGACAUCAAACCUAGUAAUAUUUUCAUUUGUCACAAGACGCAAAGUGACUCCUCUGGAGUCAUAGAAGAAGUUGCAAAUGAAGCUGAUUGGUUUCUCUCUGCCAAUGUGAUAUAUAAAAUUGGUGACCUGGGCCAUGCAACAUCAAUAAGUAAACCGGAAGUGGAGGAAGGAGAUAGUCGCUUCCUGGCUAAUGAGAUUUUGCAAGAGGAUUACCGGCACCUUCCCAAAGCAGACAUAUUUGCCUUGGGAUUAACAAUUGCAUUGGCUGCAGGCGCAGAGUCAUUACCCACCAAUGGUGCUGCGUGGCACCAUAUCCGCAAGGGUAACUUUCCAGACAUCCCUCAGGAGCUCUCAGAAAACUUUUCCAGUCUGCUCAAGAACAUGAUCCAGCCUGAUCCUGAACAGAGACCUUCUGCAGCAGCUCUGGCCAGUAAUCGAGUCCUCCGGCCUUCCCUGGGAAAAACAGAAGAGCUCCAACAGCAGCUAAAUUUGGAAAAGUUCAAGAUAGCCACACUGGAAAGGGAACUGAGGGAAGCCCAGCAGGCCCAGUCACCCCAGGAAGACAUCCAUCAUGAUGACACUUGGAUCUCUGGGACCCACACAGGAUCGAGAAGCACAAAACGCCUGGUGGGAGGAAAGAGUGCAAGGUCUUCAAGCUUUACCUCUGAAGAACAUGAAGGAAGAAAAGGAAACAGCCCUUGAUUUGGCCUAUGGAUUAUGAGGUUGCUGUUGCCCAAUUCCCCACCAAGGAUCCAGGGACUCAUUGUACAUAGAAAGGAAUAGAAUUUAGUUUAGAGUUGAAGUAAUAGCUAACAGAAAAUGUGCCUGGAUUUCCACAGUGCUUCCCAAGUUAUAGGAUGCCACUCCUAAAAGAGAAUUCUCAGCUUCUUUGAGGAAGUAGGUCUCUUAAUGUAUAUCCUUUCUGAUACUGUAUUUGUUAAAUAAAUGGCUUCACUAUUAUGUGAGGUGGGUAAAAGUUAGACUCUAUGCAACUUGGACAUCUUUGAGCUGGUUGUUAACUUGCAGAACAAAAAUGCCGUGGGAGGGGCUUCAAGGAAAGCUCAGUGUGACUGUGGCUGUUCUCCAUCUAUUUGCCCUGCCUUUCUCCUGGCUGUUCUGGUUGGUUUGAUAUUCUGGGUCUCACGAAUUUCUCUUAAUUUUUAUGAGAAUUUGCGUUUGUUUCCUAUUUUUUAAUCCUAUUUUAUUGAAAUCCUUUUUCUGUAUACAUUUUAAAAGGAAUAGAACACUGUGUUUUUAAAUAAAGGUUUUUAUCUUGUCCAAAGCCUAAUUACAAGCAAAAUAUUCUUUAUAAAAUGUAACUAACAAAGAAUGAGAAAUGCCUGUUGGAGAACAUUUUAUGAAUAAAAGGGUAAGAUAAUUCUGUGGGUUGGUAGUAACAGGUCUUGGUGGCAAGUCCCAGCUUCACAAAUCCAAAAGUUAAUAAUGGUCAGGCUCUGCUGGAAAAUUAUGUUGGUCUUAAAGGUAUCUGGUAAGUUCUGUUUGUGUCAUCUUAGUGAAUGCAACCUGUUAAUGAUAAUGGCUUUUGUGCUGCUUGAUUUUCUUUUUUUCCCCUCAUUUUAGAAAGCUAAUUACGUUUUUUAAUUGAAUAAACCCUAAUACUAUUCUUU
Messenger RNA from Saimiri boliviensis boliviensis (Bolivian squirrel monkey), 3048 nucleotides. NCBI's taxonomy places the organism in Eukaryota, Metazoa, Chordata, Mammalia, Primates, Cebidae. The record is from RefSeq and is a predicted model, not a curated record.